Molecule: messenger RNA, 1403 nt
Organism: Polychytrium aggregatum
Lineage: Eukaryota; Fungi; Chytridiomycota; Chytridiomycetes; Polychytriales
Product: solute carrier family 25, member 30-like protein
Exons: 7
Coding region: 191-1132 (313 amino acids)
Biological process (GO): transmembrane transport
Source: RefSeq, a predicted model, not a curated record
UUGCAAGCCGGUUCCGAGGAAUGGCCGCCCUGGGCCGCCCUGCAUAUCGUCCCCGCCUCGUCUUGCCCGACCGACCGGGUUUUGUAGCUUGAUCUGGCAGUGCGCUGCUCGGCUCUGCCCUGCCCUGCCCUUCCUGCGACCGCCUCCGUCGGAAUCUCACAGCACCGUGCAGGUCUGCUCGCCGCCCAAGAUGUCCUCGAGCACCAAGAACCAAACCCAGCGCCCCACAAAAAUGACCCCGACACAGGGGUUUGUCUUUGGCGGCAUCUCGUGCAUGACCGCAGCCUUGGUCACCAACCCCGUCGACGUCAUCAAGACUCGGCUGCAGCUGCAAGGGCAGCUCGCCGCUGCCCACGAUGCCCCAAAGUACAAUGGCUUUCUCCGGGGCAUGCUGACGAUCGUGACCGAAGAGGGACCCCGAGGUCUCUACAAGGGCAUCUCGGCAUCGCUCCUUCGCGAGGGCACGUACUCGACGUUGCGCAUGGGGCUGUAUCAGCCCAUCAAGGACGCCCUCAAGACCCCAGGAGAGACGCAUGAGCUGCUGUGGAAGAAGGUCGUCGCGGCCGCAUCUUCGGGCGCCAUCGGCUCGGCAAUCACCAACCCCGUCGACCUGAUCAAGAUCCGGAUGCAGGCCCGCGGCGAUCAGCAGGUUCCCUACAAGAACAUCAUCGAUGCAUUCCGAACCAUCGCCCGUAACGAAGGACUCGGAGGGCUGUACAAGGGCGUGGGCCCGAAUGUCCAGCGCGCAGCGGUGCUGACGGCAUCCCAACUACCCAGCUACGACCACUCCAAGAAAGUCCUCAUCGGCUCUGGACUGGUGCAGGAGGGCAUCGUUGCCCACGUCAUCUGCUCGAUGUUUGCUGGAUUGGUUGCAGCGACAUUCACAUCGCCCUUUGACCUCGUCAAAUCCCGCUACAUGAACCAGCGCAAAGCCUCGGGCCCCUCCGGCACACCGGGUGCUAUCUUGUACAAGUCGCCCUUGGACUGCUUCGUCAAGACGGUCCAAAACGAAGGCGUGCGCGGCCUCUUCAAGGGCUGGCUGCCGAACUGGAUGCGAAUCGGCCCUCACACCAUCGUGACCUUCAUGGUGAUGGAGCAGCUCCGAAGGCUGGUGGGCGUCGAGCCGAUUUGAGAGAUGUGCAUGGUUGGGACGGCUCGCUCGAUUGUUCUGUGUAGUUUUCUUUUAUGGGAGAGGGAGGAAGGGAGGGGGUGAAGUUUGGCUAUAUUUUUGAAGAUGGCUUUGAUUUCUCCACUGUGGCUCCCCUUCGCCUCCUCAGCAAGUCUAUAUACACCCAAGAUGGACCGCUCUCGACCACCAAAAGUACUUCUCCCAUCCCCACUGUUGUCCGUCCACUCUGGGUCAAUUGCUCUCUGGACCCACAAAUACACUCGUCUUUAUCCUA